AUGACUCGAACAGUUCCGACCCUACAAUCCCAUGUCGAUUUUCGGCAGUCAAUCAAAGGACAAACAGCCAGGCUGCCCAACUUCUACGCUCUUUUCCCUGAGUGGAAACCUCGACUUCAUCCUGAAUAUGACCGUGCUCGUGACGAAGUGCUUAAUCCGUGGAUUGAACGCUGGGUCCCUGAUGCAGACACAAGCCGCAAAUUCCAAAAAGCGGAUUUUGGCCGUUUCGCUGCCAUCAUGUUUGCGGAUGCGUCUUUUGAGAAGAUGUGCACUGUAGCCAAGGCGUUUACAUGGUACUUUAUCUGGGAUGAUUUAUUUGACUGUGGUAGCCUGACGCAUGAGAAAAUGGCUAUCCCAGAAUACCGGGACAAGUCUAUGCAAUACUUCCAUGCAGUUCUUUCCAGCAAAAAGGAUCCACCGGACCUAUCAGGGUGCUCAGACGAGCUGCAAAAGGCACUGUUAUGCUGGGAUGAGGUGGCGGCCCACAUUCGAGAGGUUCUACUGGAGAGUAAGCUGUUUUACGUAUCUAGCGUUGACACUGUGGAUACGAUCUGCGCUGAAGACUGUGUACCCACCGUGGCGCAAUACUGGAUGCGUCGAGAACGCACCGCCGGAGUGUACCCCGUCAUAGCUACUAUUCCGUUCAUUUAUGGGGUCGACGUCAGCAAGCAAGAGCUUGCCGGUGAGCUGAUGGGACUGCUGUGGAGACAUACCUCUUAUUUGGUACACAUGAUCAAUGACAUGUUCUCCCUCAGAAAGGAAAUUGGUGACAAUCAGAUCGAGAACCUAGUUCCGAUCCUGAUGCUCAAUCACAACAUCGACUGCAGCACCGCAGUGGAGCGCUCGAGCUUGCUUGUCCAGCAGGCGGCCUGCGCCUUUCACGAGGUGGAGAAACGUCUACGCGGACUGUCUCUGGAGUCACCCAAUCCUGUUACCGAAAUGUUCCUGCAAGGGUGCAAGGAUGUUGUUAUGGGAUUGACUCAUUGGAGUUACACUGGACAACGGUACUUCAAGCAAUCAGAAAUCGGUGUCGACCACGUGAUUGAGGUUCAACUCUGA
This is a messenger RNA of Aspergillus lentulus, 1059 nucleotides long. Its product is annotated as terpene synthase family protein. Gene Ontology annotation, molecular function: terpene synthase activity. The record is from RefSeq and is a predicted model, not a curated record. Lineage: Eukaryota; Fungi; Ascomycota; Eurotiomycetes; Eurotiales; Aspergillaceae.